Messenger RNA from Bipolaris oryzae ATCC 44560, 2088 nucleotides. RefSeq lists its product as uncharacterized. Lineage: Eukaryota; Fungi; Ascomycota; Dothideomycetes; Pleosporales; Pleosporaceae. Bases 1 to 2088 code for a protein of 695 amino acids. The transcript has 3 exons. The record is from RefSeq and is a predicted model, not a curated record.
AUGUCACGCUCGAAUACAACUCCUGAUCUUGGUGUCAUGUCGCCCGCUUCGAUGUACAGUGGAUGUGUUAUCACAGCAGUGCCGGAUAAAGCAGGGCUCGUAAACAUCUCAUCAUCUUCAGAGUCGUUCCCUUCGGUGACCAAGAGUACAUCUUUCGGCCACUCGCCUACGGCCUCGACUAGAAGCGGAUCAAGCACGACGAUAGUGGAAAGUAAGAAGAAGCAAGGCUUGUUUGGUUGCAAGGCAAAGGACAAUGACCGCCCGAAAAGUUCGCAUAGGUCCCCCCUUCAACUAUCACCUCUGCCUCCGCUUACUCCAGUGAAAGCCGCGCAAUUCCUGGGCGUCGAAGGUGGCGCUGUUAGGACUCGAAGCGGGUCGCUGGGUAGUCGAGCUCAGUAUGAUGAAUUUGACGGUCUACUGGACUCUGCGAGCGAAAAGACCGAUUCCACAGAGGAGGAUGUUGUCUCAGGACCAACAAAACCGAAGUGCCUCUGGGCAGCUGGUAACAGGAAAGCACAGCGCAUGUUAGGCAUAGCCCCAUCGCGUGAAUAUAGCAUCAAGCAUGGAGCUGAGCCAGAGCGCGGUGCCACCGAGACGCCAGCGAUUCAUUCAAAGAAGGGAAAUCGGGUUGAUUACAACAGUGAGCCUGAUGUCCAUAGCCGCGCUCUUGCAAAGCCUCGAAAACGUCGUACGCGCAAGAAGGCCCCAAAAUCACUCGAUCGGAUGACGCCUAUCACGGAAAUGUCUUGUGACGAGUUGCGUUCUUCGUAUCACGACUCUGAACACAAUCCCGAGUUAGAACUCAUAUCAGAGUAUGAACGCGAUCCUUCAUACAGUGGUGGGCUACCACCACAGCCACCUACCCCAUUACCGUUCACGGCUAAUACCAGCUAUGAGUUGGAGGAAGGAGAUGUCUCGCCAGUGGAUGUCGGCUCAAGGAAACAUGCUGGUGCUGGAGCGAAAGAAUAUGCAAAACAUUCCGAUCGCGAAGUUGGCUUCAGCAAAUCUAAGCAAGAGUCGCCAGCUGUCGUUCACCUGCGUGGUCCUCUACAGUCUUUUGAGGACCGCCUUCUCGAUGUGACUGAAGCUAAUCUUGCGAUACAGAGGAUGAGGAAUGAUACCAAUGAUGCUGCGAGGUUCCACCUGGAAGCCAAAGGCUGUUGUUUGAGUGCUUCCCACAAAGCCAUGAAGAAGGAAUUUGUGGCGUUAAGGCCGGAUGCGCUGGUCGAGGAAUCUGACAACGACGUAGAGUCUGAAAGCGAUGACAGCAAAAAGUUGGUUUCUAUUCGUGGCAGCAUUGAUUUGGAAGAAGAGCCAAUCGUUGAUUUGGCCGAAUUGAUGCCUUGCACACAUAUCACCGCAAGUGCGAGGAAGCUUGUGGAUGUUCCACCCAAGAAGCCAAAGCCAACCACUCCGUCCAAAUGCGAGGUUAUACCGAACCUACUAAGCGGAGUAAAGUCGCCUUUGAAGUCGACUUACAUCUUCCAGCACGACGAGAAAGCCAGCCCGUUCAAGGAACUCAUUUGCAACCCUUACCCCACACGUAGCUAUCCUCCAGCUAAACCCCCAAGACAGAUCCGUAAAACAAAGAAGAGCAACAAUCUCUGCAACGAAUCCCGCAUCCUGGUCGAAAACUGGAUCUCUACAAACGAUCCCAUCAAACAACGCCCCUUGUCCGACCGCCUCGACAUCGACGUUUUGUCCGACCAGCAAAUCCCGCCUGCUCCCUUCCCCAAAGACAACAACAACAGUAUCUCCACUACUACCUCCACUCCUCCACCCCCUAGGAUAUCAUCAAAACAACACCUCUGCCUCCGCAACGGCCACAUUCUCCACCCCAUCAACCUCCGCUCCAUUCCCGACGAAGCCGCCAUCAACGUGCUCGACGUCCGACCUUACAUCCGCACGCACUCUGGACGCAAGAUCCACAUUCACAUCCUGGUAUUUUGUGAUCGCUGUGGUGAGGAUGUGCGCGAGGAGCUGUGGGAGUGCAAACUCAAGGUUUGUCGCUUGGUCGUGUGUAAGGGGUGUGCAGAGGAUUUGGAGGCCGAGUGGAAGAAGAGGGUUAUUGGGGAGUGGGAGAAUUGA